AUGUCCACAGCUCUGUUAGGACUGGGUGACCAGUCCCUCGUGCCUGCCCCCCGCACCUAUGGUGGCUUUGGCCCACUCCUUACACGCACAAUGCUUCUGUUCUUCAGACUGGCAUGGAGACUCUACAACAACUUUCCCUCUCUGUACGUCAUGGCUUCAGUGAUGCUCAACAUGCGCAUGCAGGUUCAUAUCGAACUGCUCUGA
Apodemus sylvaticus (European woodmouse) is the source of this 204-nucleotide messenger RNA. RefSeq names its product small integral membrane protein 10-like protein 2A. The record is from RefSeq and is a predicted model, not a curated record. The transcript has a single exon. NCBI's taxonomy places the organism in Eukaryota, Metazoa, Chordata, Mammalia, Rodentia, Muridae. Bases 1 to 204 code for a protein of 67 amino acids.